CAUCUAGCCGCGACCGAUAUUUUUGCCUUUUUCUUUACGCCAAAUAAUUAUGUAUAGUUUAAGAUGGAUUAGUAAAUAUUCACAAAUGGAUGGUAUAUAAAAUUAUAAUAAUCCAUAAAUAAGUGAUCAAGUGAAAAAGUACGGGAUAUGCAAGGGGAAGAAGGGAAAAAGAAAAAAACUGGCAUGAAGGAUAGUCAUCCUUCCUCCUUCCGGUGCUGUACCAUGUGACCUGAGAAUGGCGGAAGAGAAGAAACAGAAAGUCAGUAACACACAACUUCCGACAGAGUCCAUGAAAGUCAUUGCUGAGUCUGUUGGUAUCUUGCAACUUCCGGAAGAGUCAUGCCAGAUUCUGUCUGAUGAGGUCAGCUACAGGAUUAAAGAGAUAACUCAGGAUGCUUUGAAAUUCAUGCAUCAUGGAAAGCGGAAGAAACUGACAACCAGUGACAUUGAUUUUGCUUUGAAACUUAAGAAUGUUGAGCCAAUCUAUGGUUUCCAUACUCAGGAAUUCAUCCCAUUUCGCUAUGCCAGUGGGGGUGGAAGAGAGCUGUAUUUUUAUGAGGAGAAGGAGAUCGACUUAAGUGACAUCAUCAACACCCCUCUGCCACGAGUCCCACUUGAUGUGUGCCUUAAAGCUCAUUGGUUAAGCAUUGAAGGGGUACAACCUGCAAUUCCAGAAAAUCCACCUCCAGCUUCAAAAGAACAGCAAAAAUUAGAAGCAACAGAGCCACUAAAGGCUAUAAAACCAGGCCAAGAGGAGGAUGGACAACUUAAGAAUAAAGGUGCUGGUGGCUCUCCUACUGAAGGGAAGGAGAAGAAAAUACCUUUACUGGAGGGAGCACCAGUAAAGCUCAAGCCACGAAGCAUCCAUGAGUUGUCUGUGGAACAACAGUUGUAUUACAAAGAGAUCACAGAGGCCUGUGUGGGAUCCUGUGAAGCUAAGCGAGCUGAGGCAUUGCAAAGUAUUGCUACAGACCCUGGACUCUACCAGAUGUUGCCACGAUUCAGCACAUUUAUAUCUGAAGGGGUACGUGUGAAUGUUGUGCAAAAUAAUUUGGCCUUGUUAAUCUACCUCAUGAGGAUGGUGAAGGCAUUGAUGGAUAAUCCCACCCUUUACCUUGAGAAAUAUCUGCACGAACUGAUUCCCGCAGUGAUGACUUGCAUAGUGAGCAGGCAGCUGUGUUUGCGACCAGAUGUGGAUAAUCACUGGGCCCUUCGAGACUUUGCGGGCAGGCUGAUAGCACAGAUCUGUAAGAACUUCAGUACAACAACAAACAACAUCCAGUCACGGUUGACAAAAACCUUCACCAAGAGCUGGUUAGAUGACAAAACUCCAUGGACAACCAGAUAUGGAUGUAUUGCUGGCCUGGCUGAACUAGGACAUGAUGUGAUAAAGACACUGAUACUGCCACGAUUGCAGAUAGAGGGCGAACGUAUCCGAGCAGUGCUUGAAGGUCCUGUGGUCAGCAACAUUGACAAAAUUGGGGCAGAUCAUGUACAGAGUUUACUACUGAAGCAUUGUGCAACAGUUGUAGCAAAGAUCCGCUCCCCUCCUGACAACCAGGAGAAUUACAAAACAGACUACGGAUAUCUGGGACCAAUGCUCUGCACGCAUGUUGUAAAAGCACGGGCACAGGCAGCUUUGCAAGCACAGCAGGUGAACCGAACUACGCUAACAAUAACUCAGCCUCGGCCAACCUUGACGCUGUCACAGACAUCCCAGAUACAGGCUGUCACGCGUUCCCCAAGCAUCAUAAAAGUUCCCAGCUCCAUUACACUGCCAGUACAGACAUUGGUAUCUGCACGUCCAUCCACGCCAACACAACCUUCCCCACCUCCAACGAAGUAUAUAGUGAUGUCUUCAACUUCCGGUACUACUACAUCUCAACAGGUAAUAACCUUGAGCAGUACAGCAUCGGGGACGAACACAUCUCCUGUCACCACCACAGUUCCUAGCAUCCAACCUAUUGUCAAACUUGUCUCUACAUCACAGACUGUCCCGAGCAGCACUCUCACAAGUAACGUCCAGAAAUACAUUGUGGUGUCUUUGCCAACAGCAGGUGAUGGCAAGGCACAGUCAUCCCAGAACAUACUACAGCAGCUGUCUCCAACAGGCAAUCCUGCAGUUGCACUCUCUGGCCUCCCAAAUCUCACCAGUGUAAAGCAGGAGCGCAGUGACAGUCCUCAGCCACAGUUUGCUGCAUGCUUGGCGAAGACAAAUGGAUCCCAAGGACUACUUGAGUCACCUCAGCCUUCGCAGUAGUUGAACUUCAUUUAAAUGGAAAUCCACAGCCAUUUCUCAUCCCUUUGCACACAUGCACUUCAGCAUUGCGAACAUCCUGCCUGUGCGCAAGCACAUUUUAUCAGUGAGAUCAUUGCCAGUAGUGUGAACAUGAUGGUACAAGGCAUUUGGAUGUGAUGAACUAUUGGUGAAGCCAACUUUUGUAUAUAGUAUGUUUGUUUUUAUAUAGAACUUUUUUUUUUUUUGGGGGGGGGGGGUGAAGCUGCAGCUAUGCCAGCCAUGUUGUUGUUGCAUCUUGGCUUAUUUGAGACUUUAACCGAACCUGACUCCAAUUUGUACAGUUGUAUGCCUGUGUGAGUGAAAAUCGGAGACCACUGUAAAAACAAAUCUGUUUGAUUACAAAAAUAAUUUUUUAUUAUUAAAAUAUUACAUGUA
Molecule: messenger RNA, 2674 nt
Organism: Protopterus annectens (West African lungfish)
Lineage: Eukaryota; Metazoa; Chordata; Ceratodontiformes; Protopteridae
Gene: TAF6
Product: TATA-box binding protein associated factor 6
Exons: 16
Coding region: 236-2260 (674 amino acids)
Biological process (GO): RNA polymerase II preinitiation complex assembly; transcription initiation at RNA polymerase II promoter
Cellular component (GO): SLIK (SAGA-like) complex; transcription factor TFIID complex; SAGA complex
Molecular function (GO): protein heterodimerization activity; transcription coactivator activity; RNA polymerase II general transcription initiation factor activity
Source: RefSeq, a predicted model, not a curated record